Molecule: messenger RNA, 1312 nt
Organism: Hordeum vulgare subsp. vulgare (domesticated barley)
Lineage: Eukaryota; Viridiplantae; Streptophyta; Magnoliopsida; Poales; Poaceae
Exons: 1
Coding region: 88-957 (289 amino acids)
Source: RefSeq, a predicted model, not a curated record
AAACCAGGAGCUCAAACUCAAACAAGCCAUAGGCAUAGCAGGGAAGCUAGAAAGCGCAAAGCGUAUACACUCGCAAGUCGCAAACACAUGCUGCCGCUAGUGAACAAGAUGCAGGCUACGCCGGAGAGGGAGAUGAGCAGGCAGCAGCAGAUGAUGACCAAGGUGUCCAUCUCCAUCCUGGUGAUGGCUCUGCCGGUGCUCUACGUCUCCGUGCUCCGCGUGCCGCCGGCCACGCUCUUCCGGGACACCACCUUCUGGUUCCUCAUGUCCAACUCCAUCAUCGUCGUCAUCGCCGCCGACUCCGGCAUGCUCUUCUUCGGCUCCUCCGCUUCCGCUUCCCUGGGCAGCGUCGACGACCGCCCCUUCGUCGUCUCCAACUACAACGGCGACGCGGCCGCGGUGCCAAUGGUUAGCGUCUCCAGCGACGAGCCGCUGCUGCCUGUGGUCGUCAUCGAUGACCAACCGCUGGUUGUCGCGAAGGACGUCGUCGUCUAUGGCGACACGGCAGUCGACAGCCAUGCACACGCAUUGGUUGUACGAGGCGACGAAGAUGUUCGGCCGAAGAUGGCCAUGCCCAGCACACCGUCCUCCGCUUACGCCACCGGUGACUGUGAGGGUGACGACGACGGUGUGACGGUGAAAGCAAGGCUGACGGCGAGCAGGAGCCUGGCGAGGGAGGAGAGGGCAGCGAGGAGGCGGCGGAGCAGGUCCCACUCGCACGCGCUCGUGCCCGACACGGUGGUGCAGGACAAGAGCGUGGUCGUGGUGAGGGACGAGAAGCUCCGGCGCACGGCCACGGAGGGCCGGCGCCGGCCCACCGCCGCAGAGGAGGAGGAGAGCGAGUACUACGCGCGGCUCUCCGACGAGGAGCUCAACCGGAGGGUGGAGGACUUCAUCACCAGGUUCAACAGGGAGAUCAGGCUGCAGGUCGAGAAGGAGGACCUACAACAAGCCUGAUCGAUCAUGAAACCCCAGUUCAGUUCAGUUCAGUUCAUGACGGUCGGAAAAAAAAUCCUGCCUUCCAAACGGGACCUCAGCCGAAGCUUCGCGCCGCCAUGUCGAUCGCGGUGGCGCGCUGCCAUGUACAUGUUGUUCUUAGGAGGUUGGGGGUACUAGCUGGGUAGUAGCUUGGUAAGGAGCUUCCUCUUUUUUUGGGGUAGAUCUUCUGGUGCAGAUGGAGUGAGAGUGAGAGUGAGAGGUACAUCAGCACCAAAGAGAGAUUGUAGCACUUGAUGAGGCUUUGUAUUUUGCAUGCAUGAGAACAGUGAAUAAACUAAGAGAGAGGGAGCAAGAGAGAUGGAUUAGUAAUAUA